Molecule: messenger RNA, 1968 nt
Organism: Prunus avium (sweet cherry)
Lineage: Eukaryota; Viridiplantae; Streptophyta; Magnoliopsida; Rosales; Rosaceae
Product: cytochrome P450 78A5-like
Molecular function (GO): heme binding; iron ion binding; oxidoreductase activity, acting on paired donors, with incorporation or reduction of molecular oxygen
Source: RefSeq, a predicted model, not a curated record
GCUUACUCUUCGUCUUCCUCUCUCCCACUCUCUGAAAAACCGUUUUCACUUCUCUGCAAAAUCCCAAAGGGUCUCGCAUUCCAGCUCUGCGACGCCAAAAUGUCACUCGAAUACCACCUCUUGUUCACACCCAGGAUGGUUCUUCAAUCAUCCUUUCUGGGCUUUGAGGCAUUUGCUUGUUUGUUUCUGUUCAUGGCCGUCUUUGGUUUCUGGCUCUUACCUGGUGGCCUUGCUUGGGCUUUUUGCAAGGUCCGGGCUUUCAAAGCGAUUCCGGGUCCAUCCGGUUACCCACUUAUCGGGUCACUCACUGUUUUCACUGGUUCUACGCGUCACCGAGUGCUUGCUAAGAUGGCUAAGAGCCUCAAGGCCGAGGCUUUGAUGUCUUUCUCCGUGGGCCUAACUCGGUUUGUCAUCUCAAGCCAGCCAGAGACUGCUAAAGAAAUUUUGAACAGCUCCGCUUUUGCCAAUAGGCCUGCAAAUGAGACGGCCUACGAGCUUUUGUUUUACAGAGCAAUGGGGUUUGCGCCGUACGGAGAGUACUGGAGGAAUUUGAGAAGGAUAGCAGCAACCCAUUUGUUUAGUCCUAAGAGAAUGGCUGCCUCUGAAGUUUUUAGACGUGAAGUGGGGUUGAAAAUGGCUGAGGAGAUUAGGAGUUUGAUGGUUGAGAAAGGUGAGCUUCAGAUGAAAAACGUGCUUCAUUUUGGGUCUUUGAACAACGUGAUGAUGACUGUGUUUGGGCGCUGCUAUGAGUUUGGGGAAGGCGGCGAAGGGCAUGAGCUUGAGAAGCUGGUCAGGGAAGGGUAUGAGCUGCUUGGUUUAUUCAACUGGAACAACCAUUUUCCAUUUCUGGGUUGGUUGGAUUUGCAGGGUGUGAGGAAGAGGUGCAGAAUUUUGGUCUCAAAAGUGAAUGCUUUUGUCGGAAAAAUCAUUGAAGAGCAUAGGCUGAAGAAGGUCAAAGGUGACAACUUUGACACCGACUGCAGUGGGGAUUUUGUUGAUGUUUUGCUUGCUAUGGAAAAUGAUCACAAACUCGGUGACUCUGACAUGAUCGCCGUGCUUUGGGAGAUGAUCUUCCGAGGAACUGACACAGUAGCUACUCUGCUGGAAUGGGUUCUUGCAAGAAUGGUUUUGCACCCAGAAAUACAAGCCAAAGCCCAAAGUGAAAUCGACUCUGUGGUUGGCGCCUCAAGGCCUGUUUUAGGUUCUGAUGUCCCUAAACUGCCCUACCUCCAAGCCAUUGUGAAAGAGUGUCUGAGGGUGCACCCACCAGGGCCUUUGCUCUCAUGGGCUCGCAUUGCAAUCCAUGAUGUUUAUGUCGGUGAAAACUUCAUCCCAGCAAGAACAACAGCCAUGGUGAACAUGUGGGCAAUAACUCAUGAUGAAAAGGUCUGGUCUGAGCCAAAAUUGUUUAGGCCCGAGCGUUUCAUGGAAGAGGAAGUGAGCAUCAUGGGCACUGACCUGAGGCUGGCUCCCUUUGGUUCUGGGAGGAGGGUGUGCCCUGGAAGAGCCUUGGGAUUGGCUUCUGUUCAACUCUGGCUGGCUCAGUUGCUUCAGAACUUCAAUUGGGUUCCUUCUGAGAAAAGUGAUGUGGAUUUGUCCGAGUGUUUGAAACUGUCUAUGGAGAUGAAGAGCCCACUGGUUUGCAGGGCGGUUCCUAGGUUUGUUUGAUGAUACUUUUCAUUUUAUGUAGGGCUGGUGCUGUGUUUGUUUAUUUAUUGUAAAAUUAAUGUGGACCCUGUUAUGGUGAGUAGACUUAAAUUAGGUUUGUGCAAGUUGGAGAAAAUGGUCUCCUGGGUGUGCAAGUUUUGGGUAUGUAGCUGGUCUCAUGCACUGCACACAAGUUUGGGUUUUCCUGAUGUGCAGAAAAUGUAGCAGCUGCUUCUGAUGCAUUAAGUUACUUUCGUCUGGUUUUAUGUAAUGCAUGGGCAUCUUAUGUUGUGAAAUAAAAGUUAAUUAAUGAUGUGUGUA